Messenger RNA from Amoebophrya sp. A120, 5860 nucleotides. The record is from the annotation of a GenBank genome assembly. NCBI's taxonomy places the organism in Eukaryota, Dinophyceae, Syndiniales, Amoebophryaceae.
GUAAAAAGUAGUAAGACGCAAUGAUACAAAAAUACAAUCUAGAAGUGGCCCAGUAAAUCUAAAUUUCUAUAUUCUUUCAGCAAUAGAGAGUAAUCCCAAUUGUAGUUGUACACUUUAGCGACUGAAAAGUAGAUUUUUGUGCAGGUACACGGUAUUUUUCAUGAAUUGAGGAAAACGCCGAUAACCGUAUUAUUUGACUCCCAUAACUAUUUUCUUCGAUAAUUUUCUAUACGUUGAUACCUCAUUCUGAUAUUUGUAUAUUGGAAGUAAGUACAGAAACUUUUUGAUUCUCGUAUGUCGACGUAAAAUCAAGUGUAAAGUCAAUUUUCAUGUUGUACCGUCGGGUUCGGGUCUAUUAAGUACUUAGAAUAAGGGACCGUAAAACAAAAUCCUUAUAUCGCACUUCAAAUUUGGUGUUUUCUCUCGUCCAGCGACGUACUCUAGCCAAUCUCGCAAAUGGGCAAAAGGAGUCAACAUCGGGGAAGCGGCCGGCGCCGCGGAGCUGCAGGUGGCAGCAACUACAGCCCGGACGAGCGUCGAAGCCCCCGUCGUGAGGAAGACAGGGUUGACCACAGCACCCGGAAAACCAUCAGUGGAAAAUGGUCCUCCUCGAGGCGCAAGCGCGAGACCACAGCAGGGGAGAUGCGAGAUGACAUGGCGACCCGCAAUUCGCACGACACGCCACGGGACUCUCCCACAGGUACCUCUUCGCACAGGCACGAAUACAGCACCACAGCGACUGCUGGUAACACGAUCGAUUCUUCCCGCGGCUUCGGGCCGGUGGGUCAGGAAAAACGAAAGCAACCGGUUGAGCACCAGCACAAAGACCCAAAGCGCGACGAAAGAGAGCCCCGGGAAGACCUAGUCACGGAUGAGCAGCUGAGGAAAAAUGUACGGCACGGAAAAGUAGACCCACACUAGAAAAAAGCGAAUUGGUGUUGUUCAUUUGGCGUCACAGCGACCUGGGAAAUUUCGGAUACCACCAUGGAGACAGUUUUCUGGUGUGCAGACUGCAGUUGUGUGUGAUGCGGUUUAGCAGUUAGAGGGGUAGCAAAGGCUUUGUCAUGCUGAACAACGAAAGAGAGUUUGCUUGUAGCCCUAGGAACCAUAAAGACAAACAUUUUUUGUGGUAUGGAUCCGUCUACUUUUCUCUGCGAUAGAGCAAUGAAUUCACGGGGAAAAUGAGGACGACACGCGUUGUCGGCCUGAACUCCGACUGUAGCGACGAAGAGGGACUUGAAGAACUCCCUGAAUAUGACCUACGGCGUACCCGCACGGAGCUCGCGAUCGACGGAGACAGCCAGUACGGCAGCAGCAGCAGCAGUGAUGAGGACGAGAUUCAUCAGCAUGAUGCACGACGAGAGGAAGCCAGCAGCGACGGUAGUUCAAGUAGCGGUGAUUCAUCGUCCGAAGACGACGUCCCGCUACAGCCCAGCAAACUCGGCCGGCCUGAUUACGUACAGACCCAUGCGGAGGGCGAGGAAGCAUUGUACGCACUUGGAUUUCGGGUGAUGGAUCCGAACAGGCAGACGGUGGGCAACAAGACUCGACGUGACCUCUUCCACCCACGGACGCCAAAGAAAUUCAUGCAGGGAUACUUCAAGUGCUGGAACGGAGACAGCCAAGAGCGGGAGGAGUUUGUGAGUGAAUUUCUGAACGAAGCAAGCGUCUUCGUUCCAGCAUCUUCAACAUCCAGUACGGAAAAAAACCGGGGACCUGCGGCCAUGAAAAGCUACUGGGCCAGAAUCCGCAAAACGCAGGUCCUCGUGUACAAGAAGGUCAACAUCUCGCUCGUGGACACGUUGCGCCGCUCUGCGGUGGUCGAUUUCCAGGUGAAGUGGGAAGCCAUGGAUGAGGGCGGAAAACCUGCUGGACGGCCAACCGAGGCGGCUUUUCAGGCAAUCCUCUACUUUGACGAGUACGGGAAACUUAGACUGAUGAAGGAAUAUUUCGUUUUUCUGCGUCGCGGUGCGUUGAAGACGGCAGACUCGGACGAGCAGCGCAAGCUCGAAGUGGAAGAAGAAGAAAAAGAACGGCAGGCGGCUUUGCUCGCCGAGAAAGACGACCUGCAGAACCACCGUGUCGCCACGGACCACGAAGUAGAGCAGAACCAUCUACUUUCCGACUCGGACAUCUCGCAAGCGUCGUCUGACGUGGCAAUGGACGACGUCAUCUACGAUGCGGACAACAGCGACGGGUCUAAAGCCAAGCAGCGUGGACAGGAUGCAGAUCGGCAUCCGAAAAAACCGUGGAAGGGACUACAGCUUUCUCCGCGAAAGCCCGUGGGGAAGGACAAGAUGGUUGACAGCGACGAGGAAAGCGCGGACGCUCCACGGGGUGGUGCGGGUGAGAAUCAGGAUCAGCGAGGCAAAGAGCAGGGGACCACUCACAUGGAGAUUUCGGCAGCGGACAACGAGGCUGGCAGGGACGAGGACGUCGAGAUGAUGAACGGCGAGGAAAACCCGCACGAAGAGGAACCGUACUACGACUCAGAUUUGUACUGGUCUACCGACGGAAGCAUUGGGGAACAGCGACGGUUUGAGGCGAUGAUGAAGGAGGAGCAGCUGAAGGGCAACACGCCACAAAACCACACUUCCGCGCAGCACAGAGAAGACGGCAAGCAUCAUGGUAGCUCGAAGAAAACAAACGCGAAGAGCGACGACCCCCUGCCCCCGACCGUCAUCAGCGAAUCGUGGAAGCUGCACGAGGAUGUCCUGGGCAUAGGACGCAGAAAUGAAAAUGAAGGUGUCAAGCUGGGUAGAACAAAAAAGAUCAAGGUGCCUGAAUUUGCCCUGGAUGCGAAGGAGUCCUUUUCGCCAAGGAAACAAUUUUGCACUGCGACCUUCACUGAGUUCCUGGAUGACUACGAAAAGUGCUGGAAUCGAAUAGGGUGCAUGCACCGUGACGACCCAGCGGCUUUCGGCCCAACCUUACAUCGGGCGGCGCAAUGGUACGAGCACCGGGUGCCGCAUUGCGACGAGACUGGCCAACAAAUUCAGAAGGACUUGAUUGAAAGUGGCGAGAAACAUGAGGGAAGUGGCGAAUGGGAAAGCGGACGAGGCUCCUCGCCGAUACAAGUCAGCGAGGACAACAUCAUGGGCGACAACGGCGAUGCGGGACGGCAAGAUCAAGCAGUGCGACAGGCCGCCGACGCGCCGACGUUUGAGAACGGUGACAGCAAUGCGCACGGUGUUAUUCUGAGUAAAAACGUUUUCACUCCACCACAGUUGUCAUGCAGAUUUGCAGAGACAGGAAGACUUGUAAUGCGCAACAUCCCCAUGAGAGCCAUUUUCAGCCGUUUUUCGGCAUUUGUCAUGCUGUAAACACGACAAUGAGAUGGCUUCGUCAUGCGGCGGUCCUUGCUAAUCUGAAACUCAAUACAGAGAAUAAUUUGUCAUGCGUGGCGCCCAAAACUUCUCGAUUUGUGUUGCACGGUGCCAAACUUGUUGACUACGGAGUGAACACGUUUUUGCUCAGGAUAGGUUAUGCGUUUGCCUUCAAGUGGUUUUCCAAAGGUAAGGUGGUGGCAAAGCUUUGCUGGGAAUCGGGGGGCAUCAUGAAAGAGUAUUAUGGUCCGGAGGAGAUUGGUACCAAAUGCAAAUAUGUCUAAGUAGGCUUAGAAAGAUACCAAAGUUUUGUCUUUGACGCCGAGGCUUUUGCAUGAAGAGCAUUGCAUUUGGAGGGCAUAACAGCAUGGCAAGUCUCUCUCGGCUUUUUGCAAAUCGAUCAAUCACUUACAUCACGAGCUACCUUGCAGCACGACGAACGAGGUGGCCGCUCGCAUUUAUGCAUCAAGUUUGAGCACUGUGCUUGAAAUGAUCCCGCAUGAGAAAUCCAGAGGCAGACGUAGUUUUGCAAAGUGCAUACUUGCGGGGGACUUCUGGGCCAUGUGGACGAACGAAAGAGGGCAGCAGCUCCUAUCCGGAGCAAAGACGUUCUCGCCCCAGCGUUGUCGUGCUGGUUGGCGUCUACAGAAACGGCGUUAAUGCGCAUGCGCAUGGGGCACGAGGCCGCGCUCUGGGGUUUGUAAUGGUGUAAACAGGACAAGCAGGCGUCUUUCUGAUGCGGCUGCUCUUGCUCCUCAGCGCUACGCUGUAGACAUACACCUGUCAUGCAUAAGUCCCUAAACUUGAAGAUUUUUUGUGUUGCAGAUUCAUUUACAAAGAAACUUGGCUGUGGGAUGGGGGACGUUUUUGCUCAGGAUAGCUCCUCUCUUUUCGUUACGACCAGAAUGCGAUCGUCGUGGAUACUCGGCGACGUAUCCGAUGCGAAUCGGUCACGGUCACGAUCUGGAGCAUUUAGCGCCUGCGUUGCCUGCUGUUUGUGUAUUGCAAUCCUGAUCCUGUGGAGCCUUUCUUGCAUGGCUGGCCAAACAUGCCCGAGCCUCUUUGUCAUGCGAGAAAAUAGUUGCUUGAGAUAGCGUCACAAGCUUCCAAAUGACCGAGACGCGCUUUCAGUGCAUACGAUGCAGGGCCUACGCAGAGGUUGCCGUGGAGUAUGCGAACCCCGACAAGGUUAUCCCACAAGAAAAGCCCGCCGACGUGAUAUUUAUAAAUAGUGCCAGAGAGCCCACGGCGCCAAAGAGAAAGCCUGGCGCGAGCGAGCCCCCCGGCGUCUCAGGUCGCCAGCUAUGGAAGACAGAUUGUCUCGUGCAUUAUAGGCGUUUCGGUUGUAUUUGCAUAUUAUAGAUUUCGCGCGUCAGCUUUUUUCGUUUUCUACUGUGGGAUAAAAUUGCGGAAAUUUGGGACAAUCAGACUACAGACGCAGUGGGAGCAGAGGCAUUGCGGGUGCCAAAUUGUCUGCAUGCGUGAGAAGUUUUCGGAGCUCGGCAGUGGAGACAGCAACAGCCGUGCGAGCACUUUUUUUCGUAAUAAUACCCACGCGAACAAGAAAGCUGCCCACUUCAAGAAAAAGAACAACAAGAAAAAUAGCAAGACGGAGAAGAACCAGAAGCAGGAGAACUGGAAAUCGCAAAACAAAAAGCCGCAGCUGCAGAAGAACGAGCUGCGGAAGGACGCGACCAUCCCGAAGAAGAAGAAGUGGGGAAAAACUUACCCAGCGUAUGAACUGCAAAAGUGCCGUACUCUUAUAAAUGCAUUACAAAUUUUCUUAGCAUGGGAAAUCAAAUUUGUAAUGCGGAUCUGCCUUGAGAAAAUGAUUUGUAAUGCAAGACUUGCAUUCAAGUAAAUUUAUACGAAUACGAUACUUUUGCACAGGAUACAGUGUGGGCGGGACCGAAAGUCACGCCAGUAGCAGCAAAGAUCGGAAUAUCGCAAGAAAAAAGUGCUACAGUUGAGUACACAUUGUGUUGCAGGCCAAGCAACACAGACCAGCUCUUUCAUGCCGCAUAUGCAUAGGAGCUUCGCUUCAUAGGUGUUUUCCCUUAGGAUUUCUGCAUUGCAAGUUUUCUGUCGUCUCAUGCAUAGAAAUUUGUGUCGCUGAAUUGACUGUAACUGUAACACUCUUUUCGUGCGAUACGGAGCUGGCGCGAAAAAUCAAGAUGUUUCCAACGCGAAAACGGGGCUGAAGACCACAGUAGAUGACGAGGUCGCGACCCCCAAGAAGCCGUUCGAUGCCGAUAUUACCGCAUCUAUCGAAGAAAUGGCGGAAAAGGGCCCAGAUGAAACGGGCGAGGAGCACCAGCGGCGGGUCGAAAAACUAGCGCUGGAGAUGAUGCGUGGGGAAAAAUAGUAUUUAAAAUAAGCAUCACCAUAGCGUAUGUGCUGCAAUGAUUUAACCUGCCGACAGUGAAACUACUAUACAAGAAGUCGUGACUAGUAAUUGAUAAAUGAAAAACAUCGCUCGCUAAGUAAAAAUGUUGAAAUACUGAAAACAAAUAAUCUUGUGAAACAUUCUCAGG